AUGUUUUCCCUUUCGAGCACCGUGCAGCCCCAGGUUACAGUUCCUUUGAGUCAUCUCAUCAAUGCCUUCCAUUCUCCAAAAAGCACAUCAUCUGUCAGUGUAUCAGUUUCUCAAAAUCAGCAUCGAGAUGUGAGUCCUGAACAUGAGGCUCCCAGCAAUGAGCCUGUGCUUAACUUAAGGGACCUUGGAUUAUCUGAAUUAAAAAUUGGACAGAUUGAUCAAUUGGUAGACAGUCUUCUUCCUGGAAUUUGUAAAGGCAAAAACAUUUCUUCCCAUUGGCAUACAUCUCAUGUCUCUGCACAGUCCUUCUUUGAAAAUAAAUAUGGUUACAUAGAUGUAUUUAGUACUUUACGUUCCUCUUGCCUGAACAGACAACAUUCAAGAACUCUGAAGAACAUUUGUUCAGAUCUUCAGUACUGGCCAGUUUUCAUACAGUCUCGGAGUUUUAAAACGUUAAAAUCAAGAACACGACGUCUACAGUCCACCUCUGAAAGAUUAGCAGAAACACAGUAUAUAGCACCAUCAUUUGUGAAGGGAUUUCUUUUGCGGGACAGGGGAUCAGAUGUUGAGACUUUGGACAAACUUAUGAAAACCAAAAACAUACCUGAAGCUCACCAAGAUGCAUUUAAAACUGGUUUUGCAGAGGGUUUUCUGAAAGCUCAAGCACUAACACAAAAAACCAAUGAUUCUCUAAGACGAACUCGUCUGAUUCUAUUUGUUCUACUGCUAUUUGGCAUUUAUGGACUUUUAAAAAACCCAUUUUUAUCUGUCCGCUUCCGGACGACAACGGGGCUUGAUUCUGCAGUAGAUCCUGUCCAGAUGAAAAAUGUCACCUUUGAGCAUGUUAAAGGAGUGGAGGAAGCUAAACAAGAGUUACAAGAAGUUGUGGAAUUCUUGAAAAAUCCACAAAAAUUUACUGUGCUUGGAGGCAAACUUCCAAAAGGAAUUCUUUUAGUUGGACCACCAGGAACAGGAAAAACACUUCUUGCUCGGGCUGUAGCUGGAGAAGCUGAUGUUCCUUUUUAUUAUGCUUCUGGAUCAGAAUUUGAUGAGAUGUUUGUGGGUGUGGGAGCCAGCCGCAUAAGAAAUCUUUUUAGGGAAGCAAAAGCGAAUGCUCCUUGUGUUAUAUUCAUUGAUGAAUUAGAUUCUGUUGGUGGGAAGCGAAUUGAAUCUCCAAUGCAUCCAUAUUCAAGGCAGACUAUAAAUCAACUUCUUGCUGAAAUGGAUGGUUUUAAACCCAAUGAAGGAGUUAUCAUCAUAGGAGCCACAAACUUCCCAGAAGCAUUAGAUAAUGCCUUAAUUCGUCCUGGUCGUUUUGACAUGCAGGUUACAGUUCCAAGGCCAGAUGUAAGAGGUCGAACAGAAAUUUUGAAAUGGUAUCUCAAUAAAAUAAAAUUUGAUCAGUCUGUUGAUCCAGAAAUCAUAGCUCGAGGUACUGUUGGCUUCUCUGGAGCAGAGUUGGAGAAUCUUGUGAACCAAGCUGCUUUAAAGGCAGCUGUUGAUGGAAAAGAAAUGGUUACCAUGAAAGAACUUGAGUUUUCCAAAGAUAAAAUUUUAAUGGGGCCUGAACGUAGAAGUGUGGAAAUCGAUAACAAAAACAAAACCAUCACUGCAUAUCACGAAUCUGGCCAUGCUAUUAUUGCAUAUUACACUAAAGAUGCAAUGCCUAUCAAUAAAGCUACAAUCAUGCCUCGAGGGCCAACACUUGGGCAUGUGUCCCUGUUGCCUGAGAAUGACAGGUGGAAUGAAACCAGGGCUCAGCUGCUUGCACAAAUGGAUGUUAGUAUGGGAGGAAGAGUGGCAGAGGAGCUUAUAUUUGGGACUGACCAUAUUACAACAGGUGCUUCCAGUGAUUUCGAUAAUGCAACUAAAAUAGCAAAGUGGAUGGUUACCAAAUUUGGAAUGAGUGAAAAGCUUGGAGUUAUGACCUACAGUGAUACAGGGAAACUAAGUCCAGAAACACAAUCAGCUAUUGAACAAGAAAUCAGAAUCCUUCUGAAGGACUCGUAUGAACGAGCAAAACAUAUCUUGAAGACUCAUGCAAAAGAGCACAAGAAUCUAGCAGAAGCUUUAUUGACCUAUGAGACUUUGGAUGCCAAAGAGAUUCAAAUUGUUCUUGAGGGGAAGAAAUUGGAAUUGAGGUGA
Messenger RNA from Pipistrellus nathusii (Nathusius's pipistrelle), 2145 nucleotides. NCBI's taxonomy places the organism in Eukaryota, Metazoa, Chordata, Mammalia, Chiroptera, Vespertilionidae. The record is from the annotation of a GenBank genome assembly.